AUGGAGAGUAUCUUUGAUAUAGGAAAACAGAAUACCGAUUAUGCCGAUUUAUUCAUCUUAGAUAAUAUAAAUACAAACACUGAUAUAGAAAUAAAGGGGAGGAAGAGAAGAUUCACAUACUCAGAUGCUGAUGCUGACGUUUUAUAUACAGAUCUAAUCAAUUUUAAGGAUAGCGAAGGACUUGGAAAUACGUCAAAGAGAUUACAUAAGUCAUCGAAAAACGAUAGAAGAAAUAGAAAAUCUAGAACUAAGAGUUCUAGUCAUUAUGAUAUGGAUUAUAGUAAAGGAAGCAAUUCAACAAUUGAAUCAGAGUUGGAAAUUCAACCAAUCCCAACCCCAGUAUCAAUAUCGUCACUAUCAACCAAUUCCUAUCACCAGCAAGACCAAGAUGAAUUGGCAAUCAUUACUGAAAAUUAUUCAAAGAUAAUAGAAGAGAAGAAUCAAAGAAUAUUAAAUUUAGAGAAGAGUAUCGAUGAGAUUUUGCAUGAGAAGAAGUUUUUAAAACAAUUACUUUUAGAAAACUUUGGUUACUUAAGGAGGACUUUAAAUGAGUCGAGGGAUCCAUAA
Messenger RNA from Tetrapisispora phaffii CBS 4417, 567 nucleotides. RefSeq lists its product as uncharacterized. Bases 1 to 567 code for a protein of 188 amino acids. The transcript has a single exon. Lineage: Eukaryota; Fungi; Ascomycota; Saccharomycetes; Saccharomycetales; Saccharomycetaceae. The record is from RefSeq and is a predicted model, not a curated record.